AGAGAAGCGUCAUUAUGCUUCUAAUUCUCCGUGGUCUUGUGGUGGCUGUAGUACUGAUAUUGGCUCUUGGAGUUGAGUCGGCAUAUUCCUGCCGGAGCCUUCUCGAACCUCUCCUCAACACCGCCACCACUACUACUCCUGCAGUACGCAAGUUUUUGACGCCGCCGUCACCGCCACCGGAAGGAACCCCGACGAUUAGCCUUUGC
Molecule: messenger RNA, 206 nt
Organism: Linum tenue
Lineage: Eukaryota; Viridiplantae; Streptophyta; Magnoliopsida; Malpighiales; Linaceae
Source: the annotation of a GenBank genome assembly